CUCCAGCGCCCGCCUCGCCCGCCCGGCCCCAGCAGCGCCGCAGCCGUGGCCUGGGCAUGAGCGGCCGCUACUAGCUGCACCCUGCCCGGGACGGACGCCGGACCGCCCCGUCACGUGCGCCCAAGUCCUCGGCCGGCCGGGGCAGCGCCGUUCCCAUGGUUCAAGGCUGUUGAUGGAGAAGGGGGCGGAUGACAGCUGGGACGGUGGUCAUCACCGGGGGCAUCUUGGCGACUGUGAUUCUGCUGUGCAUCAUCGCCGUUCUGUGCUACUGCCGGCUCCAGUACUACUGCUGCAAGAAGGACGAGUCCGAGGAGGACGAGGAGGAGCCCGACUUCGCAGUGCACGCGCACCUGCCGCCACUGCACGCCAACCGCAACCUCGUGCUGACCAACGGGCCGGGGCCGGCUCUCUACCCAGCCGCCUCCACCUCCUUCAGCCAGAAGUCCCCGCAGGCCCGCGCCCUCUGCCGCAGCUGCUCCCACUACGAGCCGCCCACCUUCUUCCUGCAGGAGCCCGAGGACGAGGGCGUGCGCAACGGCGGGGAGCGUGUGGCCUACAAGAGCAUCAGCCAGGACGACGUGGAGCUGCCGCCCGGGAGCUUUGGGGGCCUGCAGGCGCUCAACCCCAACCGCCUCUCGGCCAUGCGGGAGGCCUUCUCACGGAGCCGCAGCAUCAGCACCGACGUCUGAGCUGCGCCCCCGCCCGCCCCGACAGGUCCUGAGACCAUGGUGGGAUCCCCAGGGAGCCCUGCCCAGCUUUUUUCAGGCCCAGAUGGGGGCUUGGCCCAGCCUUCCUCGCAUCCCUGUCUUCACGGGGCCCAUCAGGGAGCUCCGCAACUCACAGCAAGGAUAAGGCCCAGUGAACACAAGCGUGGCUGCUGGGGGUAGGGUCUCUGGGGUUAGGGUCUUGGGGGUAGGGUCUCCAGGGGUAGGGGUCUCGGGGGUAGGGGUUGCCGGGGGUGGGGGCUGGAGGGAGGCGGUUGCGAUGCAGGCCCCGUGAGCAGUCACGUUCAGCUCGAGGACUGCAGAGCAGAGCGAGGCAGGGCUCUGGAGCACGGACGCCAGGCUCCCGCGGCUGCCGGUUAGUAAAGGUGUAGUGGAGAGUGGCCCCCAUCUCUGCUCCGGGGAGUUGGCCGUUGCUGGCUGGGUGGCCUAGCCGUGUCACUCCCUCCGUGGGUCUCAGCCUACUGCCUGUUCAAGGACGUGGUGGCAGUGGCGACACUAGGUGCCCGUGGCAUGAGCCUUCCCUGGCGAUUGCAGACUGAGUAUUCCGUCCCUCUAGCCAGAGCGGGGGCCUCUGUCCCCCCUCACACUUGCCCCUACCCAACCCCGGCUUCAGGUGCCGGGCAGCUGAGGCACUGGUUGAUCUGCCCUCCGUGCAGAUCCCCCUAGAAGGGGGAGUUCCAGGGGCUGCCAGGCCCUUGGGAUUCUCAGCCACGACUGGUUUUUGGUGAAAGAGGGAGAACAAGGACAACCACCUGCUGCUGGAGUGUCCACCUGAGAUGCACAGCCCAGUCCUGAGCCAGCCGUGGGAGGACAGACAGAGCCGUGGGCCGGGGGCUAAAAGACCCACUAUGUCCCCGUGAGCGGUGGGCCAGGCCUCCAGGGGCCCUUCAAGCUGUGGUCCCCAGGGGAGACAGGCCCGAGCUCUCCCACCGGCCUCCGUUUCUCAGGAGGAUCUGGGAGCAAGGUCCCAGGCCAGCCCUCCUGUGCUCCGGCUCCGUGUGAAGACCUCGAUGGAGCCCACUCUGCACCAAGCUCCCAGUGGCACCAGGGUCUCCCUGGGAACCCACUCUCCAGCUCCCUCCAUCUGGCUGGGGAAAUGAUGCCCAAUGCAAACCCAGGGGCCAGCCACGGGGAAUGCAGCCCCCCGUCGUCAGAGGCAGUAUUUCCUCUCUCCGCAACACGGCCCUAAGAGCCCGUGCCCUCCGUGCGUCGAGCCCAGGGUAGGUAGUCCCUGUCUGCCCAGAAGACGGACCAAGCUCCCCAGCUAAGCCACUUUCCUGAAAGACAAACCUUGGAGGGUCCCUGACCUGCGGGCAGCCUGAGCACCUCGCUUCUUGCUCUUACUAGAAAGCGCCGAGGAAUUGAGAUGUCUGGACCUGGACAUGAGCGAGACGUCUGGACCUGGGCGUGAGCGGAGUUAGGGAAGACUGACUAUUUUUAGCAUCCUCGAUUAUCUUCUUCUUCCUUUCUCCUCCUGCUUUGGUUGGGACAUGCUAAUGGAUUCCCCCCCCCCCCCCCAGCUCCCUGGGAAGCCCACCCUCCCCUCCCCUGUGGUACCCCGUGAGUUUGUCUCUGAUGCACUAGCUUGGGGGGUGGGCCCGGGGUGGGGGGUGAGGGACAGGAGGGGUACUUCCUGUGGCUGCUCUGUCCGGUUUCCUGUUUCCUUGCCGGUCUCUGUCCUCCAUGUAGAUUCAUAGAUCAGUUUGAAGUGAAGGAAGCUCGCAUCCGUGUGAGUUCGCUCAGCUCCACUGUGGGGACCUGCGGCGAGCUGCCUGCACCCUGGGAGAAGCGAAAGCCAAUAAAACGCCUCACCCACACCCCACCCACUGUCUUCAGUCCGCCUGCGAUUCCAGGCCAGACCGCUCUCGGGAACUUUCUGGGAGGGGCCGUGUCCCGCCCAGUGCGGCAGAUGCCUUUCUUUUCCUGUCCAGCCGCGGGUCAGGGCUCUGCCCAGAGGCACCGGCCACAGCGAGCUCGUUCAUUUCCUAGGUGGCUGUCGAUCUUCCGAGACGGGGCCCAAGCUCCGAGCCCCUGGAGAGCAGGUUGGGGUGAGGGGCUGAGUGCCCUGAGACGCAUGACUGGUGUCUGUGGGCCUCGGUCUUAGCAUCAACACAGUGGGUUGAUAAUGACAGCGACUUCACAGGGCUCUUAGGAAGGUCGAAUGAGGCCGUGCUGAUAGAGCACAGAGCCUGGCAUACAGGAAGCGCACUUUAAGUGUUGGUGGAAAGGAGGAUGGGGGAAGAAGGCUAUAGGAGAGAGGGAAACGGGGCGGGGGGGGGGGGGAGCGGAGGAGGGAGAAGAGCAGGAGGUGAUGACGGGGCAUGGUGGUGAGGCACAUCAGGGAGGCCCCGACUCCUGGGUUACGGUGACUCACCUCUGCUGGAACCGAGCCGGUGACCUCCAGCAAGCCCAUCCCACAGGCCUCAGUGAACCUUAGUGUCACGCACCCGAUCCCAGCCCCCUUGAUGCAGUCCUCAACUCUGUGCGGUGGACCCUGCUCACGUCCCACUUCGGGGAGCUGAGGAAGAGCCCAGCAGCCACGUGCCUCCCUGCCACCUGUUCCCAAAGCUGACAUUCCCUGUGGCAUCCUCGGCCCUGGGGGAGGCUCUCUCUCCCACUGCACGUGGACACCGUGUCCUGCCUCCGCUGUGGCCGAACCAAGUUGCUUUCGGCAUCCUGGACACGCCUGCUCUCUCCCUCGAGCCUCUGUGCGUGCUGUCUCCUCACUAUCUGGGAGAGCCACUCCUGCUGCUGGACCAGCCCCAACAUCACCUCCCCCAGGAAGCCCUCCUCUGUCCCUGCACCCACAGCUCCAGAUUAAGUAGCCCUUCUAUGAGGUCCAGAAACGGUAAUGGUGGUGACACAUCCUGAGUGCUCUAUGUGGGUCCCCCAGGGAGCCUCCCACCCACCUGCCUUAUCUCCUCCGUUCUUCCCAGCAUGCCCUGAGGGGGUGCUUUUCUCCUGAGGUUUAGGUUAUGGAGUUCCCGCCAGGCCCCUCUUGUCCUGCCAGGUCCCACUAGGCACCCCCAGUCCCACUUGGUCAGUGCAAGGUCGACUCAGUUCUCACUCCAGCAUCCGAGUCCCGGUGCCCCCCAAACCCCCAUCCCUGCAGGCUCCCCUCUUUUUGUUGCCUUCUGUCUGCCGUCCCCUGACU
Messenger RNA from Equus quagga, 3879 nucleotides. It is a transcript of the gene FAM163B, whose product is annotated as family with sequence similarity 163 member B. The record is from RefSeq and is a predicted model, not a curated record. The coding region runs from base 189 to 689 and encodes 166 amino acids. The transcript has 3 exons. Lineage: Eukaryota; Metazoa; Chordata; Mammalia; Perissodactyla; Equidae.